This is a messenger RNA of Suhomyces tanzawaensis NRRL Y-17324, 3144 nucleotides long. RefSeq lists its product as uncharacterized. Lineage: Eukaryota; Fungi; Ascomycota; Pichiomycetes; Serinales; Debaryomycetaceae. Gene Ontology annotation, cellular component: RQC complex. The record is from RefSeq and is a predicted model, not a curated record. The transcript is spliced from 3 exons. The coding region runs from base 1 to 3144 and encodes 1047 amino acids. Gene Ontology annotation, biological process: ribosome-associated ubiquitin-dependent protein catabolic process; rescue of stalled cytosolic ribosome. Gene Ontology annotation, molecular function: tRNA binding; ribosomal large subunit binding.
AUGAAAGAGGGCUGGGCCAAAGACUUACUCACUGUUCAGCAUCCUGAAUGGAAUGCUCGAUCUGCAAGUUUCAGGAGGCGAAGACUCCUUGCUAGAAUGAAGCUUAGUCAUCAAAGAAUUACAGCUUUGGAUUUGCAGGUCAUCACCAGUGAAUUGACCGAAAAUGUCUUGAACUACAGGUUGCAGAACAUUUAUAACGUGGCAAGCUCAGCAAGACAGUUCUUGCUCAAGUUUUCCGUUCCCGACUCCAAGAAAGUGGUAGUUUUGGAUUGUGGUAAUAGAGUGCAUUUGACCGAGUUCGAAAGACCCACAACCGAUGCUCCUUCGAAUUUUGUCACAAAACUUAGAAAGCAUUUGAAAACUAGGAGAUUGUCAUCCUUGAAGCAGAUUGGUAACGAUAGAGUAUUAGUUUUUGAAUUCAGCGAUGGUUUGUACUACUUGGUUUUGGAAUUCUUCAGUGCUGGUAAUAUCUUAUUGUUGGAUCACGAAAACAAGAUCUUAUCUUUGCAAAGAAUGGUCAGUGAUAAAGGCGACAACGACAGAUACGCUGUCGGCGAGACUUACAAAAUGUUCGAUAGAACUUUGUUCACAGAAGAGUUCGUCUACGAAAAACGGACAUACAAUGCUGACGAAAUCAAAGCAUGGAUUUCCACUCAUAAGACUAGAUUGGCAGAUCAGCAAAGUUCUGGUAAAAAAAGCAAGGUCUAUUCAAUCCAUAAGCUUUUAUUUGUCAACGCCAGUCACCUUUCGUCUGAUUUGAUUCAGAAGAACUUGAAUGAAUUCAGGAUUCAAUCUAACAAAAGUGCUCUUGAUUUUGAUCAAGAUACAGAGAAACUCGAAACGAUCAUCAAAGCCCUUCAUAAAUCUGAAGAUGACUACGUCGAAUUGUUGUCUAAUACCCAAACCUUGAGUGGAUGCAUUGUAUCCAAAAAGAAUCCACUUUUCAAGCCUUCAGAGGAAUCAAAUGACAAAUCCACUGACGAUUUGGAAUAUGUUUAUGACGAAUUCCACCCUUUCAAGCCUUAUAAAGAGAACUUGGACAAUUUCAAAUUCACUGAAAUCAGUGGUUACAACAAAACUUUGGAUGCAUUUUUCUCAACGAUCGAAUCCACCAAGUACGCAUUGAAGAUAGAACAACAAAAGCAAAAUGCUCAAAAUAGACUCGAUCAUGCUAGAAACGAAAGAGACAAACAAAUCCUCUCUUUGGUUGCUCAGCAGGAACUCAACUCCAAGAAAGGUGAUGCCAUCAUAUUAUCUGCAGAGUUGGUUACUGCUUGUAUGGAAAUGGUCCAGAAGUUAAUUGAUCAACAAAUGGAUUGGACUAAUAUCGAGAGUUAUCUUAAACUUGAACAAUCCAGAAGAAAUACAACAGCAUUGGCCAUUAAAUUGCCAUUAAAUUUGAAGGAAAACAAGAUUAGUGUCAUCUUACCUGACGUUGAUAGCUUAUAUGAAGAGCCAGAACAGAACGGCUCAUCAGAUGAAUCAAGCUCCGAAUCAGAAUCAGAAUCGGAAUCGGAAUCCGAGUCUGACUCAGAUUCUGACUCAGACUCGGACUCUGAGGUUACCAAACGGAGGGUUAAAAGACAGCAACCCAAGAACUUGGGUAAAAAGAAGGAACAAAAGAAUAGCUUGUCAUGUUGGAUUGAUUUAUCCUUGUCCCCAUACGCAAAUGCCGCAUUGUAUUUUGAUUCCAAGAAGACAGCUGAAAGUAAGCAAGUUAAGGUGGAAAAGAAUACUCAACUUGCCUUGAAAAAUGCCGAAAGAAAGAUCCAGCAAGAUUUGGCAAAGAACUUAAAGCAAGAAAAUGAAACCUUGAAGCACAUCAGACCUAAAUAUUGGUUUGAGAAGUUCUUCUGGUUUGUUUCAAUCGAGGGUUAUUUGUGCUUAGCCGGAAGAGACCCUUCACAGAUAGACAUUAUCUACUACAGACAUUUCAGUGACAAUGAUUUUUUCGUCUCAUCCGAUGUUGAAGGAUCAUUGAAGGUUUUCAUCAAGAAUCCUUACAAAGGUGAACUGGUUCCACCUCGUACCUUGAUGCAAGCAGGUAUGUUUGCUAUGUCUGCUUCAAAUGCAUGGAACAAUAAAAUCACCACUUCCCCUUGGUUUUUGCCUGGGAACUUGAUUUCAAAGAAGGACUUUGAUGGUAGUUUGAUUGCUCCAGGCUCGUUCAACUAUAAGGGCAAGAAGGAGUAUAUGCCUCCAAUGCAGUUGGUCAUGGGCUUUGGACUCUACAUGUUGGGAGACGAGGAAACUACCAAUCGUUACAGAGAGGCUAGAGUCAAGAAACAAGAAGAGCAUGGCUUGAAAGUCGUCAUGGAUAACAAGAAGAAGGAAUUAGAGGACCAGGUAGGUAAAAAGCCCAAGGAUAAGGAACCAUCGCAAGAACCAGAAAAUCCACAACAAUCAGAAAAUGACGUCAAACAAUCUUCAGAGCCCGAAGAUUCUGAAGAUUUGAGAGAAGAUUCCAAGGAGCCAGCUGAACCUGAAGGGAUUGAGAACGCAACCGCAGGUCCUGCCAAAAAGGUUCGUGGUAAGAAAGCCAAAAUGAAGAAAAUUGCAACCAAAUAUGCAGAUCAAGAUGAGGAAGAACGGAAAAUGAGAAUGGACGUUUUGGGAACCUUAAAGCAAGUGGAAGAGGCUAAGAAGCAGAAACAACUUGAGCAAGAAGCCGAAGCUGACAAGCAUAAGAAGAAGUAUCAGGAAUCUGCUGCUGCACAACGGAAGAAGAAGCAGGAUGAGAGGGAGUACCAGAAGUAUAUUUUGGAAGAGAGUAACGAGGACGAAUCUAGUGUAACCAAUUACGUGGAGAUUCUUGACUCCUUCAUUGCCAAACCGCAAAAAGGAGACACCAUUGUCGGGGCCGUUCCGGUUUUUGCACCCUGGGUGUCAAUGAAUAAGCUCAAGUACAAAGUGAAAGUGCAACCCGGGAACGGUAAGAAGGGGAAGUCAAUUAAUGAGAUAUUGCACCAUUUCACCACCCGGAAAUUGGACACCACGGGUACCGAUACGGAAUUAGACUGGCCCGGCGAGAGAGAUAUAAUCAAGUCAGCUAAGCCUAACGAUAUGAUCGCUGCUCUUACUGUCGGCAAGCUCAAAUUGAGCUUAGGUGACACUAAAAAUAACAAGGGUAAGAAGCGCAAUUAA